CCCUCCGGUUCCGGGUCGCGUGGCUGAAGAUGGCGGCGCCCAUGGAGCUGUUCUGCUGGGCGGGGGGUUGGGGGCUGCCCUCGGUGGACCCGGAUUGUCUGGCCGUGCUGACCUACGCGCGGUUCACCGGAGCGCCGCUCAAAGUGCACCGGGUCUGCAACCCCUGGAAGAGCCCGUCCGGUCACCUGCCCGCAUUGAAGACCAGCGAUGGGGGAAUCAUCUCCAAUGUAGAGCAGAUCAUCGCCCACCUCAAGAAGCAGAGCCGUGCCGUGCAGCUCCCAGCCCUGCACUGCGCUGACACGCUGGCGUUUAUGGCGCUGCUGGAGGAGAAACUGCUGCCCGUGGUGGUGAGUGGGAUAUGGGACAUAUAGGGGAUGGAUAUGGGA
Messenger RNA from Coturnix japonica (Japanese quail), 386 nucleotides. The record is from RefSeq and is a predicted model, not a curated record. Lineage: Eukaryota; Metazoa; Chordata; Aves; Galliformes; Phasianidae.